This is a messenger RNA of Amaranthus tricolor (Joseph's coat), 1176 nucleotides long. RefSeq names its product basic leucine zipper 34-like. Gene Ontology annotation, cellular component: nucleus. The coding region runs from base 44 to 991 and encodes 315 amino acids. NCBI's taxonomy places the organism in Eukaryota, Viridiplantae, Streptophyta, Magnoliopsida, Caryophyllales, Amaranthaceae. The transcript is spliced from 4 exons. Gene Ontology annotation, biological process: positive regulation of DNA-templated transcription. Gene Ontology annotation, molecular function: DNA-binding transcription factor activity; DNA binding. The record is from RefSeq and is a predicted model, not a curated record.
AUUUUUUGGAUUUUAACCAGUAUAAGAUUGCGUAAAUCUGAUAAUGGCACAAUUACCUCCAAAAGUGCCUAAUGUUAUGCACAAUGACUACCAUAAUCAACAAUGGGAAGGUUUUCUACAACAGGCUCAGAACCCACCAACACCAUGGGUGGACGAGUUCAUGGAGUUCUCGGCAGUCCGACGAGGGACUCAUCGGAGGACCAUGAGUGAUUCCUCCGUGACAUUUCUAGAGGCUGGGCCACCUGUGCCGUGUGUAAGCGGGUGCGGGUCAUUCCGCUUGCCGGAGGUUAAUGAUGGAUGUAAAAUAAAUAAUGACGAUCAAUAUGAUAGGUUUGAUGAUGAGCAAUUGAUCAUGUCUAUGUUUGGCUCAGAAUUAGGAAGGUAUCAUUCUAACCCGUCUUCGACUUCGGACCAUAACAGUACAAAUGAGGUACUGAUAACAACGACAACGAAAGAGGAUGAGAAGGAAGAGGAGGCCGAGAGCCCAAGUAAGUCGAAGAAUGCGAAAGGGAAAGGGCAAGGACAAGGUGUGGGUGAAGGGAGUCAUAACAAAGGUGGUAAUGUAGCUGCUGAAGUUGACCCAAAAAGGGUUAAGAGGAUAUUGGCAAACCGGCAAUCAGCACAACGGUCAAGGGUGAGGAAGCUACAAUACAUUUCCGAGCUCGAACGUAGUGUUACUGCUUUACAAAGUGAAGUUUCAGCAUUAUCACCACGGGUAGCAUUCCUGGAUCAUCAACGUAUGAUUCUAAAUGGCGAUAACAGCACUCUUAAAGCUAAAAUUGCAGCUCUUGCCCAGGAUAAGAUCUUCAAAGACGCUCAUCAAGAAGCGAUGAAGAGAGAAAUCGAGAGGCUGAGACAAGUAUAUUAUCAACAGAACAUAAGCAAAACGGAAAACAUCAUACGGCCACCUUCAUCGUCAUCAUUACAGCAAAUCAAUCCGUCACAACAAACUGACAACACGGUGCAUGAGAACAAGCAACUAAAUGGUUAACAAAAGAACAACUUACAGCCUUCUGGUGGAUUAUUGUACUUUAUAACUUUCCCAUGGUGGGAAAGAGAUUUUUGUGUCAGAAGCAUUCUUUGUACAUUAUAUUGUAGAGAUAAUUCUUUGGUUUCUCCUUGUAACACAGAUAUGAUUCUCAAACCCCAUUCCCACCCACAUAACUUAGUACGAAC